AUGAAGUUUUUACUAGAACAACCAACAUAUCCCUUAUAUAAUAAUCAAGAACGGAUAAAACUGUUUCAAGAUAAUGAAUUAUUAGAUGAUAAAGAUUCUCCAUCAUCAAUUGAAACUUUACAAUCUGUUCUUGAAAAAACAUUUUUUACUAAUAAAAUAUCAAAUUCAAUAAAUAAUAAUGAUUUUAUUAAUAAAUCUGACAAUUUUUCAACAAAUCAUUUUGUUUCUACUAUAAGUCAUAAUCAAUUCAAUACGAAUUGUUCUUUAUUAUCAAAGAGAAUACAAAAAUAUUCUCUUUCAAAUCAUUCAACAAUGGCUAUAACAGCAAUAACAAGUUUUUCAGAAGAACAAACAAAUAGUUUCGAUUAUGAUAAUACUUAUUUAUAUCCUGAAGAUAUAAAUAAAUUAGAUGAUAUUUCAUCUUUGACAACAAUUACAUCACAUUUACCAAUGGAAUUAAAUGCUAUUGAACAAGAUACAAGUGUUUAUUCAGAUAUGACUAGUUUUCGUUCAGAUAUAGAUGACAUUUCAGAAUCAAUAACAUUCGAUGUCCAACAAAAUAAUAUCACUUCUGAUAUACAAAACUUAAAUGUCAAAAAUGAAGAUGAAAAUAUUAUGCCAACAAAUCUUAAUUUAACUCCAUCUAAUUGUGAAUUUAGUGGUUUAGUUUAUGCAACAAAAUGUACAGUUAUAAAAGAAGACGAAAAUGAUGAUGAUGAUGAUGAACAAACUUUAUCCCUUUAUGAUAAUGUUGAUUAUUAUUCUGAACAAAAUAAUAAGAUAAGGUCACAUGCAGACAAUGUCUCGUUAAAUUCAUCGAUGACAUCGUCUAUGCAAGACGAUCAUUGUCCUAUGACUUUUACCGGUGAACAACAAAAUAAACACGGGAAAAAGAGAACAAAUGAACAAGAAGAAGAUGAUGAUGAUGAUGAUGAUGAGGAUGAGGAUGAGGAUGAUUAUUUUAUAGUAUAUCAACAAAAAACAGUUGAUCAGUUAACAAUGAUGAAUAGUGAAAAUGAAAUUGAAAUAGAAGAAGAAGAAGAAGAAGGAUAUGAUCAUGAUGAUGAACAUUUUGAAUCAACUAAAUUAGUUGAUAAUGGACAACAUGGUGGAAUUCUUUCUGAUGAGUCUCAAUAUUCAGAUGAUUUAAGAUAUUCAUUAGAUACAGCACAAAAUAGUUGUACUAAUGAUGAUCAUAAUAAUACAAGUUCAACAUUACGUCAAGAAGCAAUUUCAAUAACAAAAGUUCGUUGUAAACAACGUAAAAAUUGGAUACAUUCAUCAUCAACAGUCAAUAAUAAUUCAAGAAAUUUUAUUAAGCCAUUUUCCUUAAAUAAUCAUGGUAAGAAUAAAUAA
Messenger RNA from Rotaria sp. Silwood1, 1356 nucleotides. NCBI's taxonomy places the organism in Eukaryota, Metazoa, Rotifera, Eurotatoria, Philodinida, Philodinidae. The record is from the annotation of a GenBank genome assembly.